This is a messenger RNA of Aspergillus aculeatinus CBS 121060, 699 nucleotides long. Its product is annotated as acetolactate decarboxylase. The record is from RefSeq and is a predicted model, not a curated record. Gene Ontology annotation, molecular function: acetolactate decarboxylase activity. Gene Ontology annotation, biological process: acetoin biosynthetic process. The transcript has a single exon. Bases 1 to 699 code for a protein of 232 amino acids. NCBI's taxonomy places the organism in Eukaryota, Fungi, Ascomycota, Eurotiomycetes, Eurotiales, Aspergillaceae.
AUGAAUCACAUCUAUCAAUAUGGCGUCUUCAGCGCCCUGAUGCAGGGCUUCUCCUCCGACGGAGCGACAGUCUCCAAUGUCCUCUCCAGAUGCAACCACGGCCUUGGCACCGUCUGCGGCCUGAAUGGCGAGAUCGUCAUAGUAGACGGCGAGGCCUAUCACUUUACCCCAGACAAUAAACUACACCGGCUGGCGCCUACAGACCAUCUACCAAUGAUCGUCGCCACGGACUUUCAGCCCACGCUGACCAAACCCCUGAACACGUUGCGCAUGGACACCCUACACGAAGCCCUGCAUCCAUUCUUCCCCGCCAAUCAGAAUAACUUUAUCGCCGUCCGCGUGGACGCCACGUUCAAGAAGAUCGUGUACCGCAUCGGUGGCCCGCAGAUCCGCCCACGGGAGCCGUUGCUAGAACUGUCUAAGCGCCAGGUCGUCAAGACGUACGACAAUGUCGCCGGCACGCUGUUCGGGUUCUAUUCCCCGCCGUACACGAACGGGAUCUGCGUCGCCGGCUUUCAUCUGCAUUUUCUGUCUUCAGACCGCCAGGCUGGUGGUCAUGUCUUGGAGUUUGAGGCUGAGAAUGUCGAGUUGAAGGCCGCAGUCAACACGCAUGUGCAUCUGGAGUUGCCUGCGUCGGAGGAGUUCAACCAGGAGUUGAUGCAGGCGGACUUGGCAAAGGACUUGCAUCUAGCUGAGUGA